AUGUUCCAGUACUUGUUUUUCUCCUUCUGUAUCUAUGUCAAGUUACAGCCAAUAUCUUCAGUGGCCCUGGACCCUUGCUCUGCCUAUAUCAGCCUGAAUGAGCCUUGGAGGAACACUGAUCACCAGAUAAAUGGUUCCCGUGACCAGCCUACAUGUGAUAGCCACAUUGAUGGGGAGUGGUACCGCUUCACUGGCAUGGCUGGCGAUGCCAUGCCUACCUUCUGCAUCCCAGAGAACCACUGCGGGACGCAUGCCCCCAUCUGGCUAAACGGCAGCCACCCUAGGGAGUUGGACGGCAUUGUCCAAAGACAAGCCUGUGCGAGUUUCAAGGGGAACUGCUGCCUUUGGAACACCACAAUUGAUGUUAAGGCAUGUCCCGGCGGGUAUUAUGUCUACCGCUUAACCAAGCCUAGUGUCUGCUUCCAUGUGUACUGUGGGCAUUUCUAUGAUAUCUGUGAUGUGGUGGAUUGCCAUGGCUCCUGCUUGGAUACCGGAGACUGCAUGUGUUCCUUGGGGACUACACUGGGACCUGAUGGACAGACCUGUCUUGAUGAGAAUGAAUGUGAACAGGAUAAUGGAGGUUGCAGUGAGUUUUGUGUGAAUCUGAAGAACUCCUAUCGCUGCGAAUGUGGAAUCGGGCGCACGCUGGGAAAGGAUGGUAAAACCUGUGAAGAAAUUGAAGGUUGCCACAAUAACAAUGGAGGCUGCAGCCACACCUGCGUUGCAGUGGAAGACACAUACCAGUGUGAGUGCCCCAGGGGGCUUGUUCUGUCAGAGGACAACCACAGCUGCCAAGUUCCAGUGCUGUGCAAGUCCACCUCCAUUGAGGUGAGCAUCCCCAAGGAUCUGGUUGGAGGGCUGGAUCUUUCUCUCAUCAAUGCUUCCUGCAAAGGAGUAUCCAAUGGCACUCAUGUCAACAUCAACUUCUCUUUGAAGUCCUGUGGCACCGUUGUAGAUGUAGCAAAUGAUAAAAUCAUUGCUACCAAUAUGGUGACCGGCUUGCCCAAGCAGACACCUGGCAGUAAUGGGGACAUCAUCGUCCGCACCAGCAAGCUGCUGAUCCCUGUGACCUGUGAGUUCCCCCGUCAGUACACCAUCUCUGAGGGCUACGUCACCAACCUGAAGAACUCCCCUCUGGAAAUCAUGAGCCGCAACCGGGGCGUCUUCCCCUUUACCCUUGAGAUCUUCAAAGACAAAGAGUUUGACGAGCCCUACAGGGAUUCUCUCCCCACCCUCAAGCUUCGCGACUCGCUGUAUUUUGGGAUUGAGCCCAUGGUGCACGUGAGUGGGCUAGAGACACUGGUGGAGAGCUGCUUCGCCACCCCCACCUCAAAAAUUGAUGAGAUCCUGAAGUACUACUUAAUUCAAGACGGCUGUGUUUCUGAUGACUCCGUGAAACAAUACACGUCAAAGGAUCAUCUUGCUAAGCACUUCCAGGUCCCUGUGUUCAAGUUUGUGGGUAAAGACAACAAGGAAGUGUUCUUGCACUGCCGCAUCCUUGUGUGUGGCGUGCUGGACGAGAGGUCUCGCUGUGCCCAGGGGUGUCGGAGACGAAUGCGCAGGUCAGCUGGGAUGGAGGAAGAGGAGGAGGAAACCAGUCACAUGGCAAACCAUAUCCUGACAGGUGGCCCCAUUAGAAUCGACAUGGAUGAGUAG
Messenger RNA from Emys orbicularis (European pond turtle), 1656 nucleotides. It is a transcript of the gene OIT3, whose product is annotated as oncoprotein induced transcript 3. The coding region runs from base 1 to 1656 and encodes 551 amino acids. NCBI's taxonomy places the organism in Eukaryota, Metazoa, Chordata, Testudines, Emydidae. The record is from RefSeq and is a predicted model, not a curated record. Gene Ontology annotation, molecular function: calcium ion binding. The transcript is spliced from 9 exons.